Messenger RNA from Lutzomyia longipalpis, 776 nucleotides. RefSeq names its product nucleoside diphosphate kinase (gene awd). The transcript has 2 exons. NCBI's taxonomy places the organism in Eukaryota, Metazoa, Arthropoda, Insecta, Diptera, Psychodidae. Gene Ontology annotation, molecular function: nucleoside diphosphate kinase activity. Gene Ontology annotation, biological process: UTP biosynthetic process; GTP biosynthetic process; CTP biosynthetic process. The record is from RefSeq and is a predicted model, not a curated record. The coding region runs from base 229 to 735 and encodes 168 amino acids.
UUACAUUUAUUUAGCAGGUGAUAUAACUUGAAUUUACAUGGGAAGAUUUAAUGCAAUUUUAAUUUAUUUUAACAAUAAAUCUGAAUAUUUUUGCAAUUCAAAAUCAAUUUCGCGCCAUGUAAAAAAAAGCGACAUCAGCGCUCAAUGUGCGGAGUGGGCGUUUGUUGAAUGAUUUUGUGGGUAAUCUUCGGUAUAUUCUCGCUGUGGUUUUAAUAUUGCUGCCAGUUUAUGAUUUGCAGUCUCCUUGCUUUGUUCAAUAUAAUUCUCGAUAGAAUGGCCGGCAAUAAGGAGCGCACCUUCAUUAUGGUGAAGCCCGAUGGGGUCCAGCGUGGGAUUGUGGGCAAGAUUAUCAAGCGCUUCGAGCAGAAGGGCUUCAAGCUUGUCGCCCUCAAGUUCCAAUGGGCCUCCAAGGAGCUGCUGGAGAAGCACUACGCUGACCUCAGUGCGCGUCCUUUCUUCCCAGGACUCGUGACCUACAUGAAUUCCGGACCUGUUGUCCCCAUGGUCUGGGAGGGUCUCAAUGUCGUCAAGACCGGCCGUACAAUGUUGGGUGCCACCAACCCUGCUGAUUCCGCUCCUGGCACCAUUCGCGGUGAUCUGUGCAUCCAGGUUGGACGCAACAUCCUUCACGGCUCGGAUUCCGUGGAAUCUGCCGAGAAGGAAAUUGCAUUGUGGUUCACGGACAAGGAGCUCGUGAGCUGGACCCCAGCAAAUGAGAAUUGGGUUUACGAAUAAAGCAAAUAGUGUGACUCAAAUAAAAGUAAAUUUACCCACAA